Caenorhabditis sp. 36 PRJEB53466 is the source of this 3693-nucleotide messenger RNA. The record is from the annotation of a GenBank genome assembly. Lineage: Eukaryota; Metazoa; Nematoda; Chromadorea; Rhabditida; Rhabditidae.
AUGCUAUUAUCGGAGCGGAAAAUGGGCCGGCGAAGUCCGUCAAUCGAUCGAUUUCUUCCCGAUCUUCCCGUAAGUUUUUUUCCGUGUUUCAGUCGAACAAUUUGAAAGAUCUUGCUAACAAAACCUGUUUUUGGCUGUUUGAAUUCUGCUGACUCAUAGUUGACCAAUAAGGUAUUUGAAUAUGCACAAAAGGGCCGAUUAGCAUUCAAAAAUCAGUUUUUUUUCAGCGUUUCGGCCAAAAUUGUACACAAAAAUGUUCAUCACUCGAAAGUCCCUACUUUUUAGUGUUCUUCGUCAUAAAAUCUCAUAAAAAUCCAGUUUUUCGCACCGUGUUUCACUCGGAUCAGAGAGUAAUCCGUUGCAUGGAAAUCAAUCGGUCCCGACCGAAAAUUACGGCCAUUUCACGGAAGUUCUGGCACGAAUUCGCCUUGUUUUUAUGGGUUUUUCGGUUAAAAACAGUUGUUUAAUUGAAAGAUGAUUGUUAUUUUAAUAGAAAUUUUUUAAAUUCUCUAAAAUAUUCAAUUUGCAGAACGGAGUGCAAACGCGUCGAAAAAUGCGGAAAAUGGUGUGCUUCGGAGCCGCCGUCGGCCUUUUUCUCAUCUUUUUCGUCGCCGUUUCCAGUUGGUUUUUCGUCCGGGAUCUAGGUGUCGUCUCUACUAAUUCACCUUUUUUUUGUCGAGUUGUUUUUGUGUAUACUAACAAACAUUUUAGUGCACUUUUUGAGCAAUUAAUUUUCAAAAAAAAUAUUCUGAAGUUUCAGACAUUUCAUCGGCGGACGAAGUGACAAUUCACACGGGAAUCAUGUUGGAUCCGUUGAGGAAUGCAAAAAGUUUCCGAGUUUUAUUGGUCGGAGACACUGGAGGUAAAAUUUGGAAUUUUAAUGAAAAGUAGUUCUGUUUCAACAUGUUUCAAACAUUUCGCAACCGAACGAUUCCCAACUGUUACAUUUUGCAACUCCUACGUUUCGCAACUCUUACGGCCGAGAAAUGCUCCCUUGUUCUCAUGUAUUCUGACACUUUCUCUUCCAAAAUCAAGCACAUCUAUCGUGUCUAGAUCAGCUACUACAACAAAAACUUUGAAUUCUCUAUGCUUUUAACGCAUAACGUACGGGAUGCCGAAUUGAUUGCAAAGCGUAGCGGUUGCGAAUUUCCCGGUUGCUAAUGGUACGAGUUGUGAGAGUUGCAAUUUCUCAAAAAAAAAAGACGCAGCACUUUAGGAAUUCCGAUACUGGAAACGACGUGGGCGCAACGGGAAGUGAAGCGAACGAUGGCUUUGAUCGCGGCGGAAAAGGACGUCCAAAUGGUGCUCAACAUGGGCGACAAUAUCUAUUUCACCGGACCCACCGACGAAUUCGACCCCCGAUUUGAGGUUGACUUGAUAGAACACACAUCUCUUAAAGAUUCGAAUAGUGGAAUUCAAGUUCCAAGAAAUGAUUCAAAAAGUAGCGGUGGCAAAGUGGAAAGCAGUGAAAAAGUAUAGUUGUGUUUGCAUAAAUAUGUGAGAAGCUGACGUGGAGAGAGAGAGAGAGAGAACGCGACAAUAUUGGGGUGAAUCAUCAAUUAUGAACGGGCGAGCAGACGAUAUUGUCUUUUUCUUUCACAACAACAAAAUUGCAGUGAAACUCGUGUUUCCGUGCAUUUCUCUCGAACAAUAAUCAGUUUUUAUAGCAGAAGACGAUUGAAAGCAAGAGAUUCAGAGAGAAAAAAUCCAUUGUUUUGAAAAGUAAAUUAGUUGAAGUAGUGAUCUGCUUCCCGGUGCCGGAUAAAAACAACUUGUAGACCCUGGGAUCACUAAUAAUGUUUCUGAUGUACUUCUGUCUCGAACGACACUCCGUUUAUGCCUUUGGGAAGACAUUGGUUGGGCAGAGGAAAGAAAAGUCGGAUCGUUCUGACCGAAUGGUCCGUCCGAACGGAAGGAUCGCAGAACGGAAGGACCGCAAAAUAUGAAUACGUGUGUUUAUGAGAAUGCGCCUGUCACUCAAACACUCCUAAACACCCUUUGAUCUCUGUGACAGGUGCGAACUGUGCCUGACCCGGUCAUGAAUGCUCUCGCGAGUACCGCAACCCAGCCAGUCCCCCACGGCCGUCAUGCCCAAUCUUUUUUCCUCCUCGCCCGCAGUCUUUCCAAAAGGCCGCGUCGCGCGCACUCACUUUAAAGGCGCAUGCAAUUAAAAGCAAUAUGUUUUGACGAAUCGUUGCGAGACCCACUGUUAUUUGUGAUCUACCGAGCACCGCCAAAAUACGUUUUAUGGUUGUUAGUCUCAUUUUUUCGGCGUAAACGUAUGAGCGGAUACGCGCGUAUAUCCAAAUGGUCAUCUGGGAUCUCGAGACUCACCUCUUCUUUGUUUUUUCUCUCAAUCCUUUGUUCUUUGGGAAAAUGCUCUUUUUUUAAACCGUCACUGUUUUGGCUACUCAUGAAUUAUGAUCAAAACACAAAGUCUCCAAUGCGUACCAUAAUACAUAGUGCAUAGUAUCGUCCUGAAUUUUUUCAGAUUUUUCUUAUGGUAGUAAAUGCUUUGAAUUCACUUUAUCGAAACUUUCAAAAAAUCAUCAUUUCCAGACGCGCUUCGAAUCGGUGUACGACUCGGAGAGUCUGCAAGUGCCGUGGCUGACGAUCGCCGGCAAUCACGACCAUUUCGGGAACGUGAGCGCGGAGGUGGAGUACACGAAGCACAGUCUCAAAUGGUACUUCCCGUCGCUCUACUACAAACGGACCGUCGAGUUCAACGGCACUCGCGUCGACUUCCUCAUGAUCGACACGAUUUCGCUGUGCGGCAACACGAAGGACAUCCAGAACGCCGGAUUCAUCGAGAUGCUGCGGAACGAGUCGCACGAUCCGAAGGGUCCGCUCAACGAGACGGCCGCCGAGCAACAGUGGGCGUGGAUUGAGGCUCAGUUGAACGUUUCCGAGUGAGAAACUUUUUUUUUGAUUUCAAACACUUGUUUAUUCGGUUCAUAAAUAGGAAGAUGACAUGAAACGGCAAAAAAACUCUGAGGAUGAGGAGGAAAAGUGUAUUUUUGCAGUGCUGAGUACUUGAUAGUGUCCGGCCAUUAUCCGAUCCAUUCGAUGUCGUCGCACGGUCCGACAGAGUGUCUCCGUCAGCGAUUGGACCCCCUUCUCAAGAGAUUCAACGUCAACGCCUACUUCGCCGGACACGAUCACUCGCUGCAGGUUUGUAAGGAAUUAAAAUGAGAAAAAAUGAGUGUCGUCAAAAGUUGCAAAUUUUGACAGCACGUUUCGAUUCAGCACGGUCUACUGAAUCGCCCCAGUCUUUUGAAAAUAAUGUUACAAUGUGCGUGUCAUUUCAGCACUUUGUGUUCAACGGAAACGCCGACCACCGGAUUCAUUACGUCGUUUCUGGGGCCGCGUCUCGGGCGGAUUCCUCGACGAAACACAUCAAAGAAUUCAGCAGAGACAAUCUCAAAUUCAAGUUAGUUUCCUUUUGUUUUUUCGCUUUUUUACAUUUAAAAUCUCUUCAGUUACCCGGAAAAGUCGUGGAUUUCGUGGUCGCCGGUCUCGCAGCUCGGCUUCCGAAAAGGCGGCAUAAUCUACGCAGAGUUUGGCCACGAGACCCUCGUUCUCGACUUUUUCGACAAAAACGGCAAGAAGUUGUACGAGACGAGCAUUCCGACGCGACAAAUGCCCCUGGACACUUCGAAGCCAUCGACCGCGAACCCUUUCAUCGAAAUUUGA